This is a messenger RNA of Penicillium cinerascens, 1014 nucleotides long. RefSeq lists its product as uncharacterized. Bases 1 to 1014 code for a protein of 337 amino acids. Lineage: Eukaryota; Fungi; Ascomycota; Eurotiomycetes; Eurotiales; Aspergillaceae. The transcript has a single exon. The record is from RefSeq and is a predicted model, not a curated record.
AUGCCACCGCCAUCGCGUCCGAUGCGGUCAGCUUCACUGCGACAACCUCCGGCAAUUGGGGCCGGGCCACCAGCAGCUGUCCGAGGCCAUGCGCGACAUCGCAGUCAGAUGGUUCCAUCCCGUACGCAACCCAUUCAACCAGACUCGACGCCAACAGCACAGAAAUCCCGACCACACUUUUCAUCAUAUCAACAGCACUAUUCCCCUAAGAAGCCAACCAAGCCGCCCACCCCCACCCGCGGGGUUGACGCUGAGCCCAGUGGCCUGCUUAUCCCUACAUCUUGGCCGGAUAUCGCAGCCUUGCAGACAGAGCUCCUCCAACUCAGCCUGUUCCAUUCAAAGUCACUUCAAAAGCAUAAUGAUUGGAAAGCUGAAUCGGAGACUUGCCUGCGCAGCAAAUACGACGGUGUUGCUGGGCAAUAUCACUCCGUGCUGGAAGACGAGAAGAUGCGCCAAUCCCAGCUGAACGCGCAGGCAUUGAGCGGUUGGCUCCAGAAUUGUCAUGACCAUCGUGGCCCUCACGACUUCCCUCAGCAAAUCCAGAUACUCUCCCAGGUAUUACAAGAAACCUCAGAUCUUGUGACCACUGGAAUGAGCGGGCGGUAUAACCAGGUCGUCGAGACCUUUGAGCUAUGGUUUGAGCAAGCGGAGUUGGUCCGGCACGACCGCGAAUACUCGGGGCAUGGCAUUUCAUUUGUUGAUCCGCUCGAUCAAGCCUGGAAGGAGGAGUUGCACGCUCUACAUGUAAAGUUGGAGUUAUGCCAGCGACAGCUUCAGAGUCUUGACAUUUUAGGCUUUGGAGAGGUGGAGCGCUUGGGGCAAUCGGCUCUCACUCGAGUCGCCCAGAGCCUUGCCGAGUCAAUUCAGCUCAUGAUCCAGGAGAUUAGUGCGAUGCGCACUCUCGAGGCUGAGGUGAUUCGUUCGGAAAGAGAGGCCGUCAGUCAACUCGUAGAGGGGCUGGCUAGCCCGCGAGACGUGAGGGCACCGCGGGUUGGGAUAUGGAAUAAUGUAUGA